UUGGCGUAGUUCAUCGUUAAGUGGGAGUCCGUGCGCGCUCGGUUGAAUGUGCGACUUUUUCGUAGUUGUUGCUGUUGUUGUUGUUGUGCUGCCGCUUUGUUCGUAUUGUUCGUCACGCGCGAAAGCUACUAGAAACGAUAAAAACGAUAUAUUCUACCGCGCGCUGUGAUCUAUGUUCGAAUCCGGUUGAAUGGAACGGACAUUGCAGGAGUGAGACUCGCAUGCUUGGCUACGCGCAUGUGCAGUUCGGUGUAACGGGGAACGUGAGGACAAUGCAAAUACUCUCCUGUGUAGUUUUGAUGUAUUGUUGUUUGGUACCUUCAAUUCCCUGUUGUUGUUAUGUUUGGUGGUCGUCAUUCUGUUGAUGUCUUGAAAAUAACUUGAAUCCAUUCUCAAUUAGACACGGUUCGCAUUUACCUUCGCGUAUUGUACGGUGCAGUGACAAGCAGUACGAAAUGCCCCGAGUAUCCAUGGAUAAUUGCAGCCUUUGGUGAAAUUAAUUGGAUAUUGAUGACACUUCGAAAAAAUACUCGACUAGAAUGAACAGGUCAUUGGAAAAAAAAUUAGCUUCGAAGCACGAAAGUGAAACUGGUUUUCGCAUGAAACCAACUGUGGAUUAACCGUGACCCUUCGAGUGUUCAGGGCUAUUCGGACGCUAGAAGAUCCGAGUUUUUCCAGCAACAAAUUGAUAAUUCUAUUAGCGUGAUCUUGGCUGAUGAACAACAACCGUUCCGAUCGGCAUUCCGACGAAACCUUUUGAAACGGUUCAGCUCCAUUGCAGACACUAAUUAGCGAGCGUUCGUGAACCGUCGAAGAUCUGAAACUCCCGCGGCUCUGAGCAGAUCUGAGCCAAUUAUCGUCAAUUGUUCGGUGAGAAACGAGAAAAAAAACAUCGUGCCUGUUUUGUGACUAAUUGCGCGCAAAUAAGGAAAGUGAAGAACUUCAACCGUACAUACUUGAGACGACGAUGAUAACGAUUCAUCAGGCACCACACUAACAUUAUCGAGACCAUCGAGUUCGGCCUAGGAAUUCGGUCCGGUUCGGUCAAAGUCAGUGCCACUAGUCACUGUCUGUAACUAAGUGCAAUCGGGUUUGUAAUAUGUGUGUAUGUGCGUGUGUAAGUGCAUGAGAUUGACUGUCCACCGCAAAGCCUACGCGGCAAAAGGACGAGGAUUAUAGUUGGCAAUUAGUUUUGCGUCAAGUGAUCAACCAAACAGUUAUUCAGGAUUUGCUGACGUUCGUACGCGAGCAUUUCAAGCCGGAUCCUCUUCUUCACAUUUCAUGCCCUCCUGCAAUCACAUCCGGAUUAACUAACAAACGCUGGUAACAAGAUACAGCCAACCGAGCCUCGCGUAACCAACCGAAGGUACGAGUGACCGCGCGAUCGAAGCAGCACAAGUUCCCGGGUGAGAGAGUACGCGUAAAACCGGUCCAAAAUUUACAACAUCGCACGGCUCGCCGAUCUAGAUCAGCCCGGUAGUCACCGACCAAUGGGCAUAUCGGAUGAGGGCAAGCUGCUAGGCACGGAGGACAUACCCCAUGAGGCACGGCCACCCCAGGGCAGUCCACUGGAGCGCUGCAGCAUCGGUAGGGGGGGGUCCAGCACACCAGGAGGCCUUCUGAUGAGCAGCCCGGGCCGGGACCCCAACAGUCCCCUGUCGGAUCAGCACAGCGACGAUGGGAACGACGACUACACACCAAAGAGAAAGCAGCGGAGAUACCGGACCACGUUCACGAGUUUUCAGCUGGAAGAACUGGAGAAGGCCUUCUCGAGAACCCACUAUCCGGAUGUGUUUACCAGGGAAGAGCUAGCAAUGAAAAUAGGGCUGACUGAAGCUCGAAUACAGGUCUGGUUCCAGAACAGAAGAGCCAAGUGGCGCAAGCAGGAAAAAGUUGGUCCCCAGGGGCAUCCUUACAAUCCGUACCUGGCUGCCGGGGCGCAGGUCCCGUCGGCAACCGUCGUGGCACCUUCGCUACCUCCCAAUCCGUUUACUCAUUUGGGUUUCAACCUAAGGAAACCGUUCGAUGCCGCAAGUUUGGCAGCGUUUCGCUAUCCGACGCUCGGAGGAGGUCACGUCCUACCGUCGGCGUACUUCAACCAGUUUCACAGAACACCGCCACCGCAUCUACUUCCACCGGGAGUCGGUGCACUGUACACCCCGUCGGCCUCGUUUCAAACCCUUCUGGCAAACAUUUCGGCAGCCCAGCGAGCACCGCCGGUAAUGCAAUCGAAACCAUCGCCACCGGGUGGUGUGACCGGUUCCGACUAUAUGACAACAGCCGGUCCUCCACCGUCGGCCAGCCUUCCGACACCGGCGUCACCACCGGUUUCACCCACCUCAGUGCCAGUUGUUUCUCCGCCGGUACCGUUGGGGGUAUCGCCGGGAUCAACUACGCCACCUCAGGAUCGACGUAGCUCUUCGAUUGCCGCCCUCCGACUGAAGGCCCGCGAACACGAACUGCGACUCGAAAUGCUACGCCAGAACGGGCACAGUGAUAUCUUAAGCUAAGGAUCGAUCUGCCUUCCAGUUGUUGUCCUAAGGUUCCUUAACAAACAUUUACUUUAAUGCCGUACUAGAACUGGAACAAAAAUCGUUAACACUGAACAAUUAAUUAAUUAGUAGCCACACCUAUUUCACUCACUUUUGCUGACUUUAGGUACGAUCGUACAUAGCCUUAGGACAGUGCCUUCUACAAUUUUGCAAUCUAUAAUACAAACAAACAAAAAAUAAACAACGCAAUACAAUGCAACAUCCUUUGCCUCCUUUGCCGGUGUUGUCCCGGUAUAUAAUUAACAACAAUCCACAAAAUCGCCAGCAGAUGCAGUGCUGCCAAGGCUACCAGAAAACCAACUUAAUUAAUCGAAACCGCAAGCACGCAUAUGUGACGAUCGUUUAGCUGAAGCUGAAAAAAAAAUACAAUCCUUACCCGGAGGGCACGGUUCACCUUUUUCAUUUCUCGGCUCAUUCCGUAGAUUUCUGCAGACCUGCGAGAGUAGCCAGUAGCAAUUUUCCGUCAGCAGUGCUGAAAUUAACUGGUGAUAUAAUUCCCGGAAUUGGAAUUGCCAUUCCAAUUUGUCAUUCGCGAGAUGCUGGUUCAUCAGCAGAGAAAAUGUGUCAUGAGGCGGGGGUCGUUGGAAUGUAGAAUUCGUUUCUAGGACAACGGCUUGAAAUGAGUGAUUCGGGGAACGCCGGCCCGACAUGCAAUGCUCUUUUGGUUGGUAGAAUUUAACGAUGCAACGGUUAGUGCAACUUCCAACUUUGAUUAUUUUAUAAUUUUUUUCCAGUUUUCUUGGUAAUUGUUUUCAUUUGAAUACGUCUUGCUUCACUAUAGAGCACCUGUUCAAAAUAUGCCCUGUAAUGGAAGAAGGGGUAGAACUUUAUCGUGAAAACCUCGAGUUGUACUAAACGAAACAAAAUAAUUCUUUCUCCAUGCCAGCAGGAAUAUGAUCAGCAAUUUAUAAUGAAACACAGUGUUAGAUGACUACAAAUAACUCAAAAAUUAAGUUUUCUCGAUUUUUUCUAAACAAUACGGAAAAAUCAUCACGUAGUCAGGUCGGAGACAUAUAAACCAUGGUCGAAAAUCGAUCAUUUUUUUCUCGUACUUCACACGGAACUGGACGCUCGUGCUCUCAUUCGCUUUUCGGACGUCGUGUCGUGCAGUUGCCUUCAACCAGCUGCAGCAACAACAGACUAUCAGUAAUCGCAUUCAACUUCUGAAUACUGGAUGUGGAUUCCAGGAACAUAAUUUUGGAUUGGACUCUGGAACAAAAUCCUUAAACUGAAUUUCCUGGAACUGAGUUCAAAACCUGAAUUCUAAACUUAAUUGCAGGUUCGGAACUUUGUUCACAGGUUCAGAAAUUGAAAACUACGACUCUGGAAUUGUAUCCUAAUUCUGGGACUGGUUUCUUGACUUGAUUUAGGAACUGAAUUUAAUUCCUUAAUUUUCAUUCGGAAUUUGAAUCCAAUAUUUCGAUUUAGGAUUUUAACUUCAGAAUUCUAGAACAAAAUUCAGGACAUAAAUAAAUCGUAAAGCUUGCUUCAGAUAGAAUUGGAACAAAGACAAUUGCCUGUAUUUCAGUUUUUUAUUAUUAAAUUCAAGAUCUUUUUUUAUGCAAAUGUAGCGUUUCCUUCAUACUUUUAAGAAAAAAUACGGAUAAAAUUAUUCGUCACUGUUUCGAUGGAAUUCUCGAUUUUUUUCCUGUAACACGGCUCAUUAGGCGGCGCACACCUUCUUCAUCCAUCGUUUUAGCUAUCUUUUUUCCACCAGGUCGUAAUCUGAUUGAUGUCUUUUACAGCCUUUCCCUUUGCCUUGAAUCUCCUUUUCAUGAUUGCCCAGUAUUUCUCAAUUGGGGUUGAACUGGGGGCAGUUGGGUGGGUUAAGGUUUUUCGGAACAAACUGGACCCCUUUUUCUGCAUCUCUUGAAACUUACUUCUGAACCAGAAUUUAAAUCCUCAAUUUACUUUCAUAACGUAAGGUGACCAUGGAAUCGAGCUACAUUUGCAAACAAAGAAACCUUCCGUUAUUUGCAAUGCUCUUGAUUUUAACAAAGUAUCAAACACAUUUUUUCUUCGCGUAGGGGUAAAUAUGUUCCGUGGAAUUACUACUACAAUUUGGUGACACUGUCAUUUGUCGUAUUGGUAUAUAUUUACGAUAAACUAUUAAUUCUGAAGAAAGAUUUGUGCAAAAAUUUUGCGGACCUUUAUUGGAAAUUUCUUCCUAGAAUGUUAUUAUUUUUCUCUCACUUCAAGAUUUUAACUGCUUUUUCUAAUUCUAUGGUAUAAAUAAGCUUUAUGAAACAAUAUUGAAUUGUUCUUCACUGAUAAACUAAUCCUCUGAUCUAAAAAUUUUAUUAGAAAACCUUUCGAUUUUAUUAGAAAACCUUUCGAUAACUCAUAAUUGAAAUUUUCCAAAAAUCUCCGAUAAACUGUUUGCCGUCCCUUAGUUUCAUUUCAAACAUUGCUUUCCAGUUCGUGCUCGCAUCUCAUCCGACACAGUCGCAAAUUGUUUACGGUCGCGACGACAGAAACAAAGACAAUACAGUGCAGUGAACAAUAGAGUGCACGAAAUGGGCAAAUACGAUUGAACAAAGCCUGAAACUUGGCCUACAAGACCAAAUUCAAUUUGUAUAGAUUUCAAGCGCUGCAAAGUUAGACCAGCAGCAAAUGAAAUUGAAAUCUUACUUAAAGAACGAAUGCAUCUAGACGCUAAUAAUGUAAGCGUCUGAAAUUCAAUUCAACAAGGCGUCUAACUGUGUGUACAAUAUGUUCAAACGUGAAAGAGAUGCAAUUGCAUUCGCUUCGGUUAACAACGAGGUGAAUAGUGUUGAUCAUGACAAUGUUAAAUAUAAAAUCCCUGUGUACAUGGUGGACAAUGCAAUAGAAGUACGCGUGCAUGACCUUCCCCCGCAAACCAGCGAUGGGUUUGUUCGGGAAAACAUGUCACAGUACGGUGAAGUUCUUUCCAUCGAAAGGGAAGUAUGGCGAAUUUUUUUUACCGGUAUCCGGAAUGGCGUGCGAGUGGUACGUAUGCAACUACGUAAGGCAAUUCCAUCUUACAUCGUUUGUGGUCAAGAUGGAAAACAUCCGUGUAAAACGCUGAUUACCUAUGAAAAUCAGCUGAUUACAUGUCAGUUUUGUAAACAACCUGUACACUACGGCAAACCUUGCACUGAAACUGCGAAAAGGAAAUCUUCAACCAAAGACAAAGUCAACCGUUCAACAACGGAAGCAAGUGAACGCAGUACUACUGUUUCGCCAUCAAACCAACCAGCAACUGCAACCAAUGUACAACAAGGCGCUUCUACAGUAACUAGCAACGAGAUCAAGACUGCGAAUAACAAGGAAAACGAAAGGAAGACGGAAAUCAACAAUACCACCGAUGCGUCAAUGGAUGACGAGAUAAGCCACGAAUAAAGUGCCCGUCAAUCCUCGCAUGAGGGAAACGGAAGCUCCUCUUCUCCUAGAAAAAGGGUGACAACGAGAUCGAAUACAAACAAAUUUUUUAUUUAAAAAAUCGGCUCAAUCGGCCACGUAAGGCUUGUACGCAAAUAGGUUUAAAUAAAAAUGUCUUUUAAAUAAAAACAUUGCUUUCCCUCCAAGUUAUUCGCAACUCUGUUCUCUUUUUUACCGUCGCAAAAAACAACAAACUUUUCAAAAUUCCUUGUCCAUGUAAGAAAAGGAAAGCGCUCAUUCGCGAAAAUCAAAAGAUAAAUAGAUAGAAUUCGUUGACAGAGAGUGUUCCGGAUGGUAAGUAUGUGCUGGAUUCAUCAGUUCAAGCAGUUGAAGAAUUGCCUGAAAUGCCGGUUCAAAACAAUUCUACGGAAUUUAGAAACUAUACUGCAUCCAUAAAUUUGGUAUGAAUAGGUAAAGUUCUGAAAUAUUUUCCUCAAUAUAUGAAUUUAAAGCUUCAAAAUUGUCCUGAUUUAUAGUAUUUUUCAUAGCAAAUAGUCGAUUUGUCAUCAAGCCCUCUCGUCCACUCACGAUGAGUUAGUCGACAAAAUUGAAAGUGUAGAAUUUGUUGUUUUGAGAUUUUUGAAGAAGGGAGCAAUUGCGGAAGUACUUUUUAUUCUGAUAUACUUCUUCGUAUCAGCAGCACAAAGCGAUACAAUCGGUACAGCAUCAACGAGCUCAAAUAAAGCGAUAUCUCUCAAAAACUAUGAAGACGAAAAAUCGCUAGCAGAGUGCAUGGAGGACAUCUUCAUAAAAGAUUGUGCUGGUACAUUUUCUAAAUAAUGAACAUCGAGUACAACUGGACAAUGUUUCCCCACGUAGUAAAGGCAAACAGUAAAUUAUCUACUUUGGCACAAUCAUAAUAUUCUUUUGGUCGCAUAAUGAUUGCAAAUUGUUAACUCCAGAAUGAAUAUGGAAACAGGGGAACGGAUAUAGCGUGAUGGAUAAGUCGAUGCCUUUCACGCAGCCCACCUGGGUUCGAUUCCCAACCCCGUACAUAGGAUCAGAAAACUUUCUGGUCCGAAGAGGUGAAUGACCACAAUGUUAAAACCUCUUUAAUGGAAACAAAAAAAAACAUGGAGAUAAGAUAAGUAAUCAUUGUUCUAAUGGGUGUUCUGUUGGCGUCCUGUUGAAACCUUACCUUACCUAGCUAUAAUCCUGGGGUGUCCUUUGCUGUAGCAUACGUCUCCACAUAACUCGGUCCAUGGCUGCUCGUCGCCAGCCACUCAAGUCACGGAUGCUUCUGAGAUUACCCUUCACUUGAUCGAUCCACCUUGCUCGCUGCGCUUCUCUUCUUCUUGUACCAGUCGGAUUAGAUUCAAGAACCAUUUUCACUGGGCUGUCGUCCGACAUACUUAUGACAUGCCCAGCCCAUCCUAACAGCUGUUGCAAUUCGUGAUUCAUACGCCGUCUUCCAUCUGCACUCCGCCAUAGAUGGUCCUCAGUACCUUUCUUUCGAAAACACUGAGGGCGCGUUGGUCCUCUGCCAACAUAGUCCAGGUCUAGUGGUCAAAGAGAAUAACCGGUCUAAUGAGCGUUUUGUAGCUGGUCAAUUUCGUGCGUUGGCGUACUUUUCUCGAUCGAAGGGUUUUUCUAAGCCCAAAGUACGCACGAUUUCCUGUCAAAACACGUCUCUGAAUUUUCACCUCGAUAUCGUCGCCGUCUAUCAAUAUUCGUGGUGGGAGGCGUAGUGUUGCUUGUCUAGAGCCUCUACAACUCAUGUAUUUUGUUUUUGACGCAUUUAUGGCCAGUCCGAUACGCCUAGCUUCAGCUUUCAGUCCAAUGUAUGUUUCCAUCAUCUUCUCAAGGUUACGUGUCACAAUAUCAAUAUCGUCGGCGAAGCCAAAAAGCUGUACGGACUUUCGGAAGAUCGCGUCGAUCCUCACUUUUCGAAUCACGGCUUCCAAAGCAAUAUUGAACAAGAUACAAGAGAGUUUAUUACCUUGCCGCAGCCCUCUCCGAGAUUCGAAGGGACUCGAGAGCGUCCCAGAUACUCGGACGUAGCACAUCACUCUAUCCAUCGUUGCUUUGAACAAUCGCGUCAGUUUAUCCGGAAAACCGUAUUCGUGCAUGAUCUGCCAUAGCUGUUCUCGAUCGAUUGUGUCGUAGGCCACUUUGAAGCCAAUGAGUAGGUGAUGCGUUGGUACGUUGUAUUCUUGUCUUAUCGCGAAUAUGUGGUUUCUGAACAACAAUUUCGAUCUGGAUCAACACUUUGAAUAAGGAUUCUAAUCCUCGAUCGUGGAAUAUUACUCGGAACCUGGACUGACUGAGCUGACAUACUUGUCAUGUGGUGACUGAAACGUAUGCAGGCUUGAAUGAUCGAAACAAAUCAAUGUUUAACGUUUUUUAUCCAUCCAGUUGGCUACGUAUGAAUAAAGUAUCGCUCACUACAUAAAAAUCCGUCGUCUGUGAUGCUCAUUGAUGCCAAACGUUGAGGAAAACCUUAAGUUUGAGUUAUUUGUGGUUAUCUUGAAGCACAGAAAAAGUUAUUCACAAUCACCAACGUAUCACUCUUUCAAAAGGCAAAUUUUGAAAAGACAUCCCAUAACGAGGGGAAAUUACGUAAAAAUUGCAAGAGAUUUAAGUCUCUCUAAUUGCUUCCACAUUACGUUAGUUUCAACUCCAUUUGCAAAUGACUGUCGGAAUCCUCCAUUUUACGAACUGCCCGAAUCGAAGAACACGACUGUUUCAUUCAACUCUCACCAAGAGCAAAUUCAGCAGCUAGAAGUUCUAUAUGGAAGAUCUAUAAUAGAGCAGAAACUGGAACAAACGUAUCCCCAACAAGCCGUUCUAGUUUUAUUUAUUCGACUAGUUCUUCUGUCAAAUUUAAAACUGGUCAACGAUGCCGUUCUUUUUUUUUUGUAUAUUUGAAACACGAGUAAAACACUGCUGGGGCUGCCAGUUUUUCUUGUUAUAAAAUUCAGAUUUAAAUUUUGUAACUGACAUAAAUUAUGCAUCUAGAACUAGAACACUCCUGAACAUGCCCUAAUAAGCUGACUUGUAACCACGUUGUUCAGGUUUUUCUAGUUUUCCGGCCUACCGCGAUUGCAAUGCAACUUAGCGCAUUGUUCAGAACAUUUUCAAAUUUUCAUGUCCGGCUAGAUAAAAUCAUGCUACGCUUCUUCUUUUUGAUUGCAAUAAACAAUCAAUGCAUUAUUCAUAACUACUACCUAUUUUUUUCAUUGCACAUGUAUCGUUCGGAUCUUAAAAUGCAUACGUUGUUCUUUUAACACUCCGAAUACCAAGGGGGUAAAAAGUUACGCGGACUACCAAGGGUACCAUGAAACGUGGAAACGCUAAUUUUGACUGACUAUAUCUAAGCCCUUUUUGGACCGAUUUCAAAACUUUUUUUCACCAUUGGAAAGAUAAAUUCAUUUGGAAUAAACCCCAUUUAAAACGAUGGAAAACCGAAAAUUCUAUUCAAAGUUAUUAUAAAAAGUUUCAAUUAAAGUCAGUUGAAAAAAAGUGGGAACGCUUACUUUGGCUGGCCAUAUCUCAGCAGUUAGAAGUCCGAUUUUGAAAAUUGGUUUAUCAUUAGAUAGAAACGUCUAUCACAACAUAAAUGGAACAGAAAAUUUUUCUAUUGCACUUUAUUAAUGAAAGUUAUGAUCAAAAAGGUAAUCAAAAGUCCAAGCAAAAAUUAUCGAAAACUUCGUAUUUUCGACAUAUCUUUAAAUUCAAAGCGACAUUAUAUGCAUUUUUAUAUACCAAUAGAUUGCAUUUGAUAUAUGUUAUAUGUUUUAGAAGAAAUCAAUUUCAACUUAACUGAAAAUGUUUUAAAAAAAUGCGAUAUUUUCACAGAAUUUCUAGAAUAUUAGAAGUAUUCAAAGAAUGCUAAAUACAGCUAAGCAUUUUUGUACACUAAUCGAUUGAAUUUGAUUCCAGCUGGAAUGUACGGCAAAAAAUAGUUUCAAAUUUACUAAAGAAAAUCCAAAAAUUAGAUAUUUCAUAGAAAUUUUUCAAAUUAAAAUCAAAUUAAACCUGUUUGACACUUAGCAUGAAAUUCAUAUCGAACAUUUAGGCAUUGUUGAUCACCAACCGAUUGAAUAAUGCUUCAAUUGAAAUUUUUAACAGGAAAUUCUACCAUAUUUACUAAAAAUCUCAAGAAAUUUUGUACUUUUACAGAAAUUUUUGAAUCUUAGAGUUUUUUGUGACUCAGCUAAGCACGCAUUCAAGAAUGUUCGUGUACCAACCGACUAAAUUUACUUUCAGCUAAAAUUUCAAAAAUUUAUGUUUUAUGUUUACCACAAAUCUAAAAAAAAUCGAUACUUUCAUAGAAGUUUUUAAAAUUGAAGAAAUUGUAGAAGUUUUUGCUUACCAACUCAAUGAACUUAGCAACGUGUAAAAUUUUAGAAGUAAAAGCUUAUAUUUACUUCAAAAUCUCAAAAAAUCAAUAUUUUCGUGUAAGUUUUCGAAUUUAAUAUAUUGGGAAAUGUAAAACAAACAUUUCAUUUCUUUAAUGUAGAUUGAAUUUGGCAAUAUCUGAAAAAUCAUUUGUCCCAAAACCAGCCUGUUUGACUUCGUAAUUGUUUUGGCUGUUUCUCAUUAGGAUAUUUUCGAUCAUUUUGCAGUCUCGAAGCGCUUCACAUACGUGUGAUACUCAUUUCGAUAAACGACUGCUUUCUUCCAAGUAUCGAACAACAUUUAGGGAAGUAGGAAACUGCAUCGUAGCAGAUCGAUUAUUUGAUGAUUCUCAAGCAAAAACUCAAAAAAAAAACAAAAGUGUUAUUUAGGUAUAGUGUACUUUUUGUCUGAAAUUGAUCUGCUAACUGACAACGGCAGUUCUUUUUAAACUGCUAGAGCGCUGAUGUCUCGAAGACAAAAUACGAAGAAAAUGUUUUUCAUUGUAUUGUAUCUAAAAAAAGCUUCAAAUUUUUUACAACGCUUUCGAUAAAAAAACGUAUUUCACCUGUUUAUGAUUUUGCCACUAUCGUGCCAAACUUUUCAAUUUUCCUGGAUUUUGCUUUCAAACUUCACGGCAGCCCUAUAAUUCGAAAGGCUCGAGUAACAGUCAAAAUACCUGAUUAAAUGAUUCGCUUUCUGUUUUCGUAUGUCUCUUAAAUAUGAGUAUUUUUGCUAACGACCUGAUCUGUUUAAUCGUUUCACCGUAACCAUCAUCGUCAUAAUCAUCGGUGGCACCUUCCUUCGAGACUGAGAGAGGAGAAAGGUAUUUAGUUAAGUUUCGGCUACCGGUUUUCGUCUGCUAAAUUGACUGUGGGUUCCUUCUCAGCCGCACUUUGCCAACUUUCUUCCUUUCGCAACGACACCUUUUAGUCAGAAACAGGUAAUUUUAGUAAUUCUCAUAUUAGCCGAAAAAAAUUGUUUUUUUUUUCAUUCACCUUUCCUGGAGUCCGUAUUUGUCUGGGGCAAUUGCCGAACACCCCAUCAAACAUCGGUCCUAAUCUCAAGCAAACUGCUUAUUAAACGUCCGAGUUGAAAAGAGGAUCCAAGAUGCGAGGAGAUGUGCUAUCAUCUUCUAAAUAAAUUGAAAAGCCGAAAGCCCGUCGGCAAAAUGUGAUACGGCUACUGCGUUGCCGUGGCACAUCAACGGAUACCGUGACGACCGGGGCCACGGCCAAACACUGCAAAUCGAUGUCGGAACGAAUUAGAUUAAUUCAGGUUUUUUUUUUCUCUCGUGUGUAUGCUUAUUUUGCACCUAAUUCAUAUAGUUAGUAGCAGCAAACGUCCAGCCUGAUGUGGCUAAUGGCGGGUUUCUGGAGAACACACUAAAUAACUGCCGCCAUGGUAGCAGGCUUCCAAUUUGCACAAAUUCUGUUGUUCCACACCACGGCCGAGGUUACCGAGCCUGAUUACCGGGGAGGUACGGCGACGAUUUCAUGAGGCGAAAGGUUGAUUAAUUAAUCGUUGGUGGGAGCACUGCGCUGCCGGUUUGGGGAGAACUAGUAGAAUUACGAACUUGAACACAGCUUUGCAGGAGCUUAUAAUCAGAAACAAAAGUUUGUUGCCUUAUAUAAAUAGUGAAGAAAUGAUACAUAUCAAAAUACACUCAAAGGAGAACUUAUUUUAUAUUACAAGCAAUUCGUGUACAAUAAUUCCUCGUUGAGCAGCAGGGAAUUCAGUCGAUCGGUAGCUGUUAAAAUGUACAAAAUGACUCAAAAAAUCUGUUUUUGUCUUGGUAGAGUAUUUAUUCGUAAGGAUUUAAUAUAUUUCGAAAAUUACAGAAUUGAUUGAUAUUAUAAAAUUAGACGAAAUUCCACACAACAUCUGUAACAUAGCGCAACAAACAAACAGUAUACAAAUCUUAAUUUAGCAUACUUUCUUUUUUUAAGUGGUACGUACUUGAAUACUUUAGUAGAUGAAGUUAUUGUAAUGAUAGAAGCAAUGCAUACAAAGAAAUGAGCUUGUUUUAUAAUUUAUAAACAAAAUUUCACCGGUUGUAAAUUGCUGAAAAUAAACAUAAUAUAAUAA
Malaya genurostris is the source of this 12380-nucleotide messenger RNA. RefSeq names its product homeobox protein aristaless (gene al). The transcript is spliced from 6 exons. Lineage: Eukaryota; Metazoa; Arthropoda; Insecta; Diptera; Culicidae. The coding region runs from base 1491 to 2510 and encodes 339 amino acids. The record is from RefSeq and is a predicted model, not a curated record. Gene Ontology annotation, molecular function: DNA-binding transcription factor activity, RNA polymerase II-specific; RNA polymerase II transcription regulatory region sequence-specific DNA binding. Gene Ontology annotation, biological process: regulation of transcription by RNA polymerase II.